AUUUGAGAAAAGGGGUUAAAAAGCCCUGCGAUCGUCUGACAAGGAAAACAAAAACAGAGCCAACCUCCUUCACGUUCCCGUAUCGACCCCGCCGCUGGCCUCGCCAUGGAUGCGCAUACCCGCGGACGACGAACGUUGGAAGAGAUCCGCCAGAAGCGAGCCGCCGAGAGAAUACACAAGGUCCCUUCCGGUUCAGAUCUUGAAUCCUCCAAUCCCUACGGCGCGCAGAGAUCAGAGUCUGGGAAUCGAAUGUCAGGAGAGUUUCUCCUUGUUACUACAGUGGAAGAGAAAGAUCAAAAGAGAGGAUGAUGAGUUUGAGAGAGAUACAUAUGUAUUGUCAUCUCAACUUAAGGAUUUUGAGAAUAGGAAUGCAGAGCUCGAGAGGGAAAAUCAGAAACUGUUAGCAAAGCUUGAUGAAAAGGAAAUUCAAAUUGAUUCAUUGAUGAAGCGCUUAAAUGAUUUGGAACAAGAUAGUUUGCUUAUGCUAAGAAAAUCUCUAAAGGAUAUUUCCAUUGAAAAGGAUGCAGCAAUUGUUGCCAGAGAAGAUGCUUUGUCACAACUUCGAUCUAUUAAGAAACGGUUAAAGGAAGCAGAAGAGGAUCAAUAUCGAGCUGAACAGGAUGCAGCAGAUUUAAGGGCAGAACUAAAUUUACUGCAGCAACAAGGACUGAGGGGGACUACUCACAGUGACAUGCAGUUUGGCAGCUCACCAGACCACAUCCUUUCCCUAGAAAAGGAAAUAUUGGAUUUGAAAACUGGAUUACAGCAAGAGUUGCUGCUGAGGCAACAAGAGCAGCAAAAACUAUCCGCAGAACAGUUACACAGUUCAUCCCUGUUAUCUGAAAAGAAAGAGCUGGAAGAUAAACUUGCAUCUUUGAAUAAAAAGAUUUCAGAAGAUGCUUCAGAUUUUGCUGUGCGCAAGAUGUCUUCCUUGGACAAGGAAAAAUUUGAAAAACAGUUGCAUGACAUGGCAGUUAUGGUUGAGAGGCUUGAAAGCAGUCGACAAAAACUACUUAUGGAGAUUGAUUCUCAGUCUUCAGAGAUAGAGAGGCUGUUUGAAGAUAAUUCCAACUUGUCAGCUUCUUAUCAGGAAGCAAUGGAGACUGCCAUGCAGUGGGAGAGCCAGGUGAAGAAUUGUCUGAAGCAAAAUGAAAAUCUUCGUAUGCUAGUGGACAAACUUAGAUCUGAACAAGUCAACCUAUUGCAAACAAGUGAUGGCAUUAUUCAAUCAGAUGCUGAAAGUGCAGAAGGAAAAGCUGAUUCAGAAAAUAGGUUGCUUAAGGAUCUGUUGGUGAAAGAACAGAGCAGAUGUGAUGCAUUGUAUGCAGAGGUCAUGAAGCUUACUGCUGAACACAGACGUGCUGUCCAAGCACGUAACAGUCUCAUAUGCCUUUAUAGACCUGCACUAAAAGACAUAGAGAGCAGCCUAAUGAAAAUGAAGCAAGAUAGCUAUGCAGCAGUUUUCUGAUGAUAUUUGAGGUCCUGCCCAAGAAUUUUUACCCGGGACGUGACAUCCUUUGAGGCUACCACCUGCAUCUAGUAUUCCUGUUGGCACACAACAAUUCUGUGCCAGAUCUUAUAAGGAGGUUCCAAUUCACAAAGUUCAAUCCCACUUGAUUGUGUUGCGACUUUUGUGUAUAUUGAACGACAUCAAAUGUGGAAAGGUAGUAGCAAUCCCUGUAAGUUAUGACCUUUUCACUCUUAACUAUAGAAGUAUGGUAAGAACCGGAUAAGAGGUUAGGAACGACGUUGAUCGCUAUAUAAUUCUGUUUUAAGUUGAUUAUGGUUUCCCUCCAGUUUUACUAUCAAACUUGCCUUUUUUCCUUUUAAA
Messenger RNA from Zingiber officinale, 1831 nucleotides. Its product is annotated as paramyosin-like. NCBI's taxonomy places the organism in Eukaryota, Viridiplantae, Streptophyta, Magnoliopsida, Zingiberales, Zingiberaceae. Bases 110 to 1468 code for a protein of 452 amino acids. The record is from RefSeq and is a predicted model, not a curated record. The transcript is spliced from 17 exons.